Gallus gallus (chicken) is the source of this 1188-nucleotide messenger RNA. RefSeq names its product olfactory receptor 14C36-like. Lineage: Eukaryota; Metazoa; Chordata; Aves; Galliformes; Phasianidae. Bases 1 to 1188 code for a protein of 395 amino acids. Gene Ontology annotation, molecular function: olfactory receptor activity; G protein-coupled receptor activity. Gene Ontology annotation, cellular component: membrane. Gene Ontology annotation, biological process: G protein-coupled receptor signaling pathway. The transcript is spliced from 5 exons. The record is from RefSeq and is a predicted model, not a curated record.
AUGGACAAGAUAGAGAACUGGGCAAGCACCAACCACAUGAAGUACAACAAGAACGAGUGCCUGAUUCUGCACCUGGGAAGGAACAACCAUGGACGUACCCAGCAGAGCACCUCUCGUCUUUGGAUCCUCUAUGGCUUGGUUCAGAUGCCCAACAGCAGCUCCAUCAGCGAGUUCCUCCUCCUGGCGUUGGCAGACACGCGGCAGCUGCAGCUCCUGCACUUCUGGCUCUUGCUGGGCAUCUACCUGGCUGCCCUCCUGGGCAACGGCCUCAUCAGCACAGCCGUAGCCUGCGACCACCGCCUGCACACCCCCAUGUACUUCUUCCUCCUCAACCUCGCCCUCCUCGACCUGGGCUGCAUCUCCACCACUCUCCCCAAAGCCAUGGCCAAUGCCCUCUGGCACACCAGGGCCAUCUCCUACAAAGGAUGUGCUGCACAGGUUUUCUUUUUACUAUUCCUCUUUGGAGCAGAGUAUUCCCUUCUCACCAUCAUGUCCUAUGACCGCUACGUUGCCAUCUGCAAGCCCCUGCACUACGGGACCCUGCUGGGCAGCAGAGCUUGUGCCACCAUAUCAGCAGCUGCCUGGGGCACUGGGGUCCUUAAUUCCCUGCUGCACACUGCCAGUGUAUUUUCGCUGCCUUUCUGCCAAGGCAGUGCUGUGGAUCAGUUCUUCUGUGAAAUCCCCCAGAUCCUCAAGCUCUCCUGCUCAGAUGCCUACCUCAGAGAAAUUUGGCUUCUUGGGGUCAGUGCUUCUUUAGUAUCUGGGUGUUUUGUUUUCAUUCUCUUCUCCUAUGUGCAGAUCUUCAGGGCCGUGCUGCGGAUACCCUCUGAGCAGGGACGGCACAAAGCCUUCUCCACGUGCCUCCCUCACCUGGCCGUGGUCUUCCUAUUUGUCAGCUCUACCACGUUUGCGUAUCUGAAGCCCCCCUCUAUCUCCUCCCCAUCCCUGGAUCUGGUGGUGUCAUUUCUGUAUUCGGUGGUUCCUCCAGCACUGAACCCCCUCAUCUACAUCCUGGAUCUGACGAUGGCAGUUCUGUACUCAGUCGUGCCUCCAACCCUGAACCCCAUUAUCUACAGCAUGAGGAACCAGGAGAUCAAGGAUGCAGUGAAGAAGAUGAUAGCAUACAAUAAGAUGACCAACCAGAGCCAGCCAAGAGACUCCAACCUGACCCAUGUCAAAGGAAAAUAA